Molecule: messenger RNA, 549 nt
Organism: Rotaria sp. Silwood1
Lineage: Eukaryota; Metazoa; Rotifera; Eurotatoria; Philodinida; Philodinidae
Source: the annotation of a GenBank genome assembly
AUGGCAACGAUUACAGAUAAUGACAAAUAUGUUUUGAAUGUUAUUUUUAAUCCAAACUAUCCACUGGAUUUCGACCAAGAAUCACCAACAGAUGCAAGUAAUUCAGAAAAUGAAAAUCAAUUAUUAGAAAUUAAAAAAUUGGAAGAAGAAGGAGUACGAUUAGCUGAGCAAAACCGUUUAGUUGAAGCUAUUGAACAUUUUAAUCAAGCUAUUGCAUUGAAUCCUCAAAAUCCGUCAGCUUACAAUAAUCGAGCUCAAGCUUACCAAUUAUUAAGUAAAACUGAAGAAGCUAUGGUUGAUUUGAGCACAGCAAUUGAUUUAUCUUCGAAUGCAAAAAAUAAUCAAAAAACUUUAUCUUUGGCAUUAACACAGCGUGGAAUUCUCAAUCGAUUUUUGGGUGAUGAAAAAGCAUCAUUGGAUGAUUUUACACGAGCUGCUGAACUUGGUUCAGCAUUUGCCAAGCAACAAAUACUUCUGUUAAAUCCGUAUGCAGCUGCCUGCAAUCAAAUGCUUUCGAAAAUGAUGAAAAAAACGUCAUACACAUCAUAA